This is a messenger RNA of Mugil cephalus (flathead mullet), 4263 nucleotides long. RefSeq names its product claudin 35 (gene cldn35). Gene Ontology annotation, biological process: cell adhesion; bicellular tight junction assembly. The record is from RefSeq and is a predicted model, not a curated record. The transcript has a single exon. NCBI's taxonomy places the organism in Eukaryota, Metazoa, Chordata, Actinopteri, Mugiliformes, Mugilidae. Bases 3309 to 3998 code for a protein of 229 amino acids. Gene Ontology annotation, cellular component: bicellular tight junction; plasma membrane. Gene Ontology annotation, molecular function: structural molecule activity.
AACCACUUGAUAUCAAAGCCAUUAUGUGCUUUUGUUUUGUCACUAGAUGGCAUUCUUUACCACAGUAAAUUGGAUUAAAGAGAAACAGUAAAAUAUUAAUGAUGCAACUGUUUUCUCGCUGUCUAAGAACUGAACGGCCGGCGCUAAAGUAGGAGCCCGUUGUCCACGGUUAAAUACUUUUCUUAUUAGGCCUCAUCUACCUGCCUGAGGCACCAGGAGGGAAGAGAGGUUGAGGUGCUGCACACAUCCUAACCCUGUUUUUCUAGGAUCAGGAUGCGGACAUCCUGUAUCAAGUACAAAAAAACACACCUACGUUUAUUUAUUUAUUUAUUUCUAGAUGAAAGUAUCUUCAUGUUAGUGGAUCGCUGGCAAAUGUAAUUUCUUCCUAAGGUUUCGUCUGCUCCUACACGUUAAAAACAUUGACGUUGUUACACAGACUACAUCACUCCAAAAAAAAUAUGUGAUUACACCUGGUUCCAUUAAACUCUAUACACUGAUCAGCCACAACAUUAUGACCACUGACACUAGAGGUAAAUACCUUUAGCCAUCCUGUAUCAAGUGUGACAAUUCAAUUCGUGUGGAUGUUACUUAGACGUGUAAAAACACCUAAACCAGGCUGGGCAUCCCCACCACAUAGCAAUGACAACCCCAAGUAGGAUGCAGCCUGAUACAGACACACAAAAACACUUCAGGAACAACUCAAAAAAUCAUGAAGAACAGCACAAGAUGUUGACCUGCUGUCUGAAUUCACUACAUCCCAAACUGAUCAUGUAUCUGUGAGAUGAUCCGCAGAAGAACCAAAGACCCCACAUUAACAAAAAUCCUGGUGCCAGACACCACAGGACCCCCCAGACGUCCGUUCUCUGAUGAGCCACAACUCGAAGCCUGACCAACAUUAGGAGGGUGGUCAUAAUGUUACGCCUGAUCGGUGUAAGUUUUGUACAUUUGUUCAGCGUCGUUUAAAAUCCAGGCGACAGAGGAAGGAACGGGCUGGAACAAUCCUCUGGUGUUUGCCAGCGGUUCACUUUAAUGAAAAUGUUUUUUAGCCAAAAAGAAUCUAAGAAGAAACUUUGUUUUUUGUACUUAAUACAGGAUGUUCACAUCCUGCAAAAACAGGGCUAGGAUGUGAGCAGCGCCCGUGUCUCUUCCCUCCUGGUGCCUCAGGUAGAUGAGGUCAAAAGCACUUCAUUGUGCUGCUCACUGUUUUAAUAUUUUUGGAUGUUAUGCAGAAGAGUCGAGUACAUUCACACUCCAGUCAUCCUUGUGAAAUCAAACGGUGUGUAAUUUUACUCCGCGCCGAUCUGCAUUCGCAGAACCAUCACUGGUGUGUGUCACCUUCCUGCGCUUCCCCCUUUUUUUUGUGUAUCAUCGCCUCUCCUCUCCCGUUUCCUGUGUCCCCGGCCGGUCGCCAUGGCCACCGUUGCCGAGGAGAGCGGAGGCUACAGAAGAAAGGAAACCUGAGCCGCGGAUCUUGAUGCCGUGAUAUUUAAUUCAUCGGCGCAGUGGCACACUAAGGUUGCCCCGGCGCGGACGGCGUCUCCUCUGGUGGGAGAGGAAAUGUGUGAAUGUGGAGACAAAGGGCUGCUGUCAGGUCCUCCUGUCACACUCCGGGUCUAGUUUAUCCUCCUCUAGAUGUGUAUUUAACACAUGUAUAAUAAAUAACCUCAUAUAGACCAGACAUUUAGUCUGUCAGCUAUCAGCCAUGGAAAUAACUGGAGUAAAAUGUAGAAAAGAUGCUCCAAAUAUGGAUUUUUACAAAGAGAAGUGCUCUUUUUUUGUACACAUGUGACCCGUUUAUUUUCCCUGCGGCUUUUCAGCAUUUUAGCUUUAGUCAUUGUUAAAGCAAAGACAACUAUGAGCCCCCCCGUCUUUGUGAACCCGCUUCCCCCUUUCACUGCCGUGAAAAGGGCAAGUGAAAGCUAAUUUUUGUUGAAAGCUCCUUUAAAAUGCAAGUUUGUUCAGCACGGAGCAAUGCAGAGCGUGUAAUCCCCAUUGUAGAGGCCCCCCCCUGCCUCGUUGUCUUUGUGUCAACUGAUCCACCUCCACGCACCGCUCCGUCCUCCAUCAGUCCAUCCAUCCCUCCUUCCUUCCCUCCCUCCUUUUGUUGCCUCACCCUCUUCUGCCCUCUCCCUCCUGCCCCCGGGGUUCAGUGUUGCUUUCCGCAGGUUUGCGAGCGGCCGUGCCGGAGAUGGGAGGGAGCGAGCCGAUGCCCUACUUCCACGGUCGCCUGACUGUGCGGCUCUGAUUUGUUAUUUAUGCACCUGUUGGAAACCGAACUGACCCUUUUAGGAUCUUUUUUCUGGCAAAGGGAGCCGCCGCCGCGGGGGUGGGGGUUGGGGGGGUGGGGUCGAGGUCUGAAGUGGCCUCGUCAAGGCUUGGACCUCAGCGCCAUUUAUUGUCAACAACACUUCAGCCGGCGGCAGCAGCAACAGCAGCAGCAGUGUCUGAUGAUGAGUUCUUCUGGCUGUUUUUCUUCAGCGGGGAUUUAAAAAAAAAAAAACCUGUCGCUUGUAAAGCCUGAUGUGGAUUCUUUGAAGAAACAAGUGACCGGAAUAACCUCCUCCCUCAGGUCGUGGUUUUUAGUCCCGUAUCUGGACUUUACUCUGGGUUGAACAGCUUUUUUUUUUUUUUUUUUUGCUGUUGUUGUGUAAUCGAGCAUCACUAUUUUCAACCUCGCUGUGACAGGAUACACUCGCAGCAGCAUCAGUGGCCCGACUCCGGGUAUCAGGUUCUGUCAGUCUGAUCCAUCCACGUAAGGCUACACCGAACACGGAGAGAGAUACUGAAAUAAACAGCAGCUCGACCGUCGGCCCAGGGAACCAGAGUUAGGGGGAAAAAUAACUUUUUACGCAAAGAAAAACUGAAAAGAACUGGCAGCGAGUCAUCUCUUGUGCGGGUUGUGGACCGCGGAGGCCGAUCGAUCCGGAUUCUGCGGAGCGGCCACAGGUGACUGCACAGCUAUUGAGCUGCUCAAUAAUGCAUUGACUCGAACUCGGGAAUGAAAAGGAGGAGAAAGUGUGUGAUCCCCUGAAAAGCCGAACGUCCGCCGAGAGAAAGCGGGCGAUUGCCUCCCGGAUAACCCGAGGAACGCGAGGAACGCGAGGAAGCUAAAAAAACUGCGAGCAGAUGUUGAGGAGGAAAAGAAAAAGAACGGAGCAUGGCUUCUGACAAAGCGACGUUAGGCCGAAGACCUUAGGAAGCCAAGAGCGAGAGGAGAGAGACGUAGACGACAGACUUUGAAAGAGAUAAGAAAAGCAAGAAGACAGAGGAGCCGGCGAGAAGGAAUCCGAGGCGGCGGCGUCGUCAUCAUGGUGAACACCGGCAUGCAGCUGAUCAGCUUCACCUGCGCGGUGACCGGCUGGAUCAUGGCGAUCGCCGUCACGGCCCUGCCCCAGUGGAAGGUGUCGGCCUUCAUCGGCAGCAACAUCCUGACCUCGGAGAUCAAGUGGGAAGGCAUCUGGAUGAACUGCAUCUACCAGACCACGGGCCACAUGCAGUGCAAGACGUACGACUCCAUGCUGGCCCUGCCCCCGGACAUCCAGGCGGCCCGCGCCCUCAUGUGCCUGGCCAUCUUCAUGGGCUGGCUCUCCUGCACCGUGUCCUGCUGCGGCAUGAAGUGCACCACCUGCGCCGGCGACGACCGGCGGGCCAAGGCCGGCAUCGCGCUCUCCGGCGGCGUGCUCUUCAUCCUCACGGGCCUGUGCGUGCUGAUCCCCGUCUCCUGGACGGCCAACACGGUCAUCCAGGACUUCUACAACCCCAACGUGCCUGUGAUGCACAAAAGGGAGCUGGGCCAGGCCAUUUAUCUGGGCUGGGCCUCCGCGGUCAUCCUCAUGAUCAGCGGGGCCGUGCUGAGCAGCACCUGCCCCCUCAUGGAGAGGGGAGGCAGGUACCGGAGGGGCUACAUCGGCCGCAGCUUUGCUAAUUCGCCCGCGACCGCGCCAGACCCCCCGAAACCCAUCACCUCCAACAAUCUGCCCCUGAAGGAGUACGUGUAGGGGCAAACACCAGCUGGUGGAAGGAGGGGAAAGUUUCAGCAAAGUGACUUCCCUGACUUUACACUCACUGUGAAUUGAAAUCUAUAUAUUUAUCAAUCCAACGUAUAUUUUGUAUAUCAGUGUGUGAUGUUUGUGUUGAGUUUGUGUUCGUUUGAAGUUUGACUUUGCACUGAGACGUACAGUAGUGCCUGAAGAAAGCCUCCCCUGCCUUUACUGUCAAAUCGACGCGUGACUUGCGUUAAGGCGGCUUUUAUGAUGGCCCGUG